This is a messenger RNA of Pelobates cultripes (western spadefoot toad), 30818 nucleotides long. NCBI's taxonomy places the organism in Eukaryota, Metazoa, Chordata, Amphibia, Anura, Pelobatidae. The record is from the annotation of a GenBank genome assembly.
CUAAGGCAGACAUUACAUACUUCCUUCUAGCCAUACCAAUUCAUACCACUGUGAUAGGCUUAACGCAGUCAGCUGACACUCUCAGCCAAUCACAGCUGCCCCAUGCCCAAGGCUAACAAUUCCUCAUUAGCCCAACAGCACAGAGGGGAUAGGCUGCAGGGGACUUUAGUUUAGCAUUAAAUUAUUAAAAACAGUUUAACACUGAACAGAAGGAUGAUGCCAGGGGACUCCAACACUAUAACCACUUCAAUCAGAUGAAGCAGUUAUAGUGUCGACAGUGUCCCUUUAAGUUUUUUUAUUAUAGGGACCCACAUUCCAUAUAUGGCGUAACUAGAUUGGAAACCUGUUCUUCAAUUUUAAAAUGCUUUCAGUGACCGGUUGUGCAGGUGUUGCAUAAUAUAUUUUCUAUAGUACAUUUUAUAAAAACACUUUAUUAGACUAUCCCUCGUAUCUGAGGGGUCUGCAUUUCACCAGGGUAGGCAGUGCUGCUAAACUAUCCCGUGGGAACGAUGAUUAGGAUGAACCGGUCUCAUCCAUUGUUGAUGCACUGAUAUAGGUUUGGGACAGAGUGUUCACAAUUACUGUGAUGGUUUGUCAGUACUUUAUGUUUUUGUAAGUUGGAUAAUAAUGUCUGUGUGUGUUGUAUGCGAAACAGCCUUCAUGCUUAUUUAUUUUUCUCUUACAGGAUUAUUGAGUUUAAAAGACCAGUGAAAUUCAAGGAUGUGAUGCAGAAAGUCACAGAUGCGUUUGGGCAAACAAUGGACUUGCACUAUGCAAACAAUGAGGUAAUGAACCCGGCUGUUCCAAGAAUCUACGAUCUUACUGCAAGUUAUGGUCUGAAACGGUGAAAAAAGAAACAUCUUGUGUUAAAGGAAAUCUGCCAUUUUGCAGGAUUUUUACUGUUGUUUUUACUUAUCCCCUGUAUUAAACACCCUGGUUAGCAUUAGCCAAUAAACAAACAUACCUCCCAAGUGUCUCUAUUUAGGAGGGACAGUCCCUAUUUUGGGCUCAAAUCCCUCAGUCUCUCUCUUUUAUCCUAAUGUCCCACUUUUUUAGAAGCUCCAUAUUGUUGGUGUCUCUGAGUGUAUAACAGAGCUCCACAGCAAUAAUACUCCAAGUAAUGUGUCUGAGUGUAUAACAGAGCUCCACAACGAUAAUACUCCAAGUAAUGUGUCUGAGUGUAUAACAGAGCUCCACAGCAAUAAUACUCCCAGUAAUGUGUCUGAGUGUAUAACAGAACUCCACAGCAAUAAUACUCCCAGUGAUGUGUCUGAGUGUAUAACAGAGCUCCACAGCAAUAAUACUCCCAGUGAUGUGUCUGAGUGUAUAACAGAGCUCCACAGCAAUAAUACUCCCAGUGAUGUGUCUGAGUGUAUAACAGAGCUCCACAGCAAUAAUACUCCCAGUAAUGUGUCUGAGUGUAUAACAGAGCUCCACAGCAAUAAUACUCCAAGUAAUGUGUCUGAGUGUAUAACAGAGCUCCACAGCAAUAAUACUCCCAGUAAUGUGUCUGAGUGUAUAACAGAGCUCCACAGCAAUAUUACUCCCAGUAAUGUGUCUGAGUGUAUAACAGAGCCCCACAGCAAUAAUACUCCCAGUAAUGUGUCUGAGUGUAUAACAGAGCCCCACAGCAAUAAUACUCCAGUAAUGUGUCUGAGUGUAUAACAGAGCUCCACAGCAAUAAUACUCCCAGUAAUGUGUCUGAGUGUAUAACAGAGCUCCACUGCAAUAAUACUCCCAGUAAUGUGUCUGAGUGUAUAACAGAGCUCCACAGCAAUAAUACUCCCAGUAAUGUGUCUGAGUGUAUAACAAAGCUCCACAGCAAUAAUACUCCCAGUAAUGUGCCUGAGUGUAUCACAGAGCUCCACAGCAAUAAUACUCCCAGUAAUGUGUCUCAGUGUAUAACAGAGCUCCACAGCAACAAUACUCCCAGUAAUGUGUCUGAGUGUAUAACAGAGCUCCACAGCAAUAAUACUCCCAGUAAUGUGUCUGAGUGUAUAACAGAGCUCCACAGCAAUAAUACUCCCAGUAAUGUGUCUGAGUGUAUAACAGAGCUCCACAGCAGUAAUACUCCCAGUAAUGUGUCUGAGUGUAUAACAGAGCUCCGCAGCUAUAAUACUCCCAGUAAUGUGUCUGAGUGUAUAACUGAGCUCCACAGCAAUAAUACUCCCAGUAUGUGUCUGAGUGUAUAACAGAGCUCCCCAGCAAUAAUACUCCCAGUAAUGUGUCUGAGUGUAUAACAGAGCUCCACAGCAAUAAUACUCCCAGUAAUGUGUCUGAGUGUAUAACAGAGCUCCACAGCUAUAAUACUCCCAGUAAUGUGUCUGAGUGUAUAACAGAGCUCCACAGUAAUAAUACUCCCAGUAAUGUGUCUGAGUGUAUAACAGAGCUCAUCAGCAAUAAUACUCCCAGUAAUGUGUCUGAGUGUAUAACAGAGCUCCACAGCAAUAAUACUCCCAGUAAUGUGUCUGAGUGUAUAACAGAGCUCCACAGCAAUAAUACUCCCAGUAAUGUGUCUGAGUGUAUAACAGAGCCCCACAGCAAUAAUACUCCCAGCAAUGUGUCUGACUGUAUAACAGAGCCCCACAGCAAUAAUACUCCCAGUAAUGUGUCUGAGUGUAUAACAGAACUCCACAGCAAUAAUACUCCCAGUAAUGUGUCUGAGUGUAUAACAGAGCUCCACAGCAAUAAUACUCCCAGUAAUGUGUCUUUAAACUACAAUAAAUGUGAUGAGAAAUCAGGCUGUGUAAAUACGAUACAUUGUUCUUGUUCUGAAUUACAUUUUAGUUAAAUUGUUAUUAGUCGCCUAAAAUGUCUCAGAACAGCCCCGCCCAUGGUCACAGCCCCAGUCACGCCAAAAUUAAAUACUGGGAGGUAAAUUAGCUUGGAGGUGAACAUGGGGCUAUUGGGUGGUAAGUUACAAACUGCAAUUUAUAAAGAAACAAAAAAUACACACAAACAGAAUCUGAGAUUUUUUAUUUUUUUUAUAUAUCGAAGUGGAUUGUGAAAUGAGAUUCUGCAGGGGCGGACAAUUCACUUCAUGUUGGAAUAAAGCGUGUGUUUUGCUACAUAGAAUAAAUCAAAGUGAAUAAUAUCUGUUUUUUUAAGCAGUAAACGGCUGUUUGUAAAGACUUCUAUGUGGUUUCUUGGCAGCGCUGCUGGAAAACUUCUUUUGGCGUUGAUGAAUAUUUUCCAUAUAGCGUUGCCUGAUUGGCACUAUCAGAGCAAAAAAAUAUCCACCAAUCCACUAGGCAAAGCGUGCUAACUGCGUUUUACAGUUUCCUGAAAUCCGUUCAUGCUCCUGGGGGGCCCUCUGCUGGUUGUCGAUGGCAUUUACAAAUACUAAUUUGAAACCUCAAGAUGCGCAGUUGUUUGUUCAGUAAAUUUUAUUUAUUAUUAUUUAUUACUGGCAUUUAUUAAGUUGCCAAAAUAUUCCACAACGCUGUAAAUACCAAAUUACAGUGAAAUUAAUAUAAUCACAUUUUUUAAUCAUUUCUCUUGAAAUACCUUUUAUAUUUUUAUGAGAAUUAAAAAAGUAAAAAAAAGAUACAGAUUCACACAACUAUAGAAAACAUCCUUUUCAGGUUCACCAUUCCUUGCAGAGUAUAGUUUUUAUAAUAUGUUGAUUAAUGUAAAGUUUAUUUCAGGUGAAAGGUAUGUUUUCAGCGUGUUCUCAUUUGUCAUGUAUCAAAUAACUGGAACACAGGGCUUUAAGUUCUCCCCGGGGUUUGCAUCCAACAUGUAUCUUGCUCGUGUCUUUCAGCUCCUCAUUCCCAUAAAGUGUCAGGACGACUUGGAAAAGGCCCUAGAACAGUUGGACUCGAGCCUCUCUUUGAAGAGUCUGAAAAUUCUUGUGAAAGUGCCCAAAAAAAAUAGCGUGAGUAAAGUUUCUGUUUUCGGCACGGAUCAUUGGGAUUAACUGUGAAAGAAAAUAGAAUUAGAUGCAGAGUUUAAUUGUAAUAAUUAUUUUCCUGUCAGUUUCAAGGCACUGACACAUUUUCUAAAUUGGCACGUCUUUUGUUCAUUUACUUUCCUACACCGUGCGAACGAUCGCCAACCGUGCAAAUUUAAAAUGAAGGUGCGUCUGUCAGCAUUGCAUCUUUGUUUCAGUCACAUGCAAAUGUAUUACAAUUACAUUCAUAAUAGUCGAUCGUUCUCUUAGAAAGGCUAGAAGGUUCUCUGACAAAAAAAAAAGCAAGCCUCAGGCUCCGCAUUAUGACACUCUUUCCCACAAUGCCUAUCUCACACCAUCAGCACACCCUGCGCAGCUGCCAUAUUAUUUUUUUAUAACACUAUGACUGUGACGUAGAGGCAUAAUUAUCUAGAAUAUUAAUCUGUAGCGCUAAUACAGAAACUACACGUGCCAUUUGAAAGUAUAUAUAGUUUAGUCUGUAUAAUGUGUGAGAGUCAGAUUGGUAACCAAUGCCAAGCGACGGUUUAUAGUUUACACACCCGUGCUGUAAGCAUAGUGGCAUAGUCCUGGAUUACACAUGCAUCCACCAGGUUUUUAUCUUUAUGCUGAAUGGGGCCUGUCACAUACCUUGCCCACAUAGAAUUUAGAAGCAAGCAGAUGUACUCAUAUACACUAUGCCCACCAUCUUGGAGGUGGCAGUAGCUGAAUUUAGUUUAGUAUUAUUUUUUAAUGUAGACACUUAAUGGUGACUUCUGUGUGCUCCAUUUUUUGUGGAUUUCUGCUAAUAAUGUCUCCUUAAUAAUGCAAUAUGUGUUUUUUACUGUUUCUUUUCUUUUAAUGACCAGACACUUUUAUGUUUAUUUUUUGUAUUCGACAGUUUCUGCAACCUGUGUGUCCGAAGCAGCAUGACAUGAGGCUAUCCAAAUCUAUGGGAGAUAUUCUGGGCUCUCUGUACAAAGAUUCAGGAAAGAAUCGCAAAUGUUCAACAGGCAAGCAGUCCUAUAUCACAUUUAUCUCACGAUUCAUCACAUCCCCCACGGCUGAAUUCUGCUAAUUCUUGCAGAUUUCCCUAUGGCCGCAAUGGCUAAAACUGUUUGCAAACUGCAUUUCCCAUGAUACUCCGACAGCUGAGGGCUAAUUUAAUUCUGCUUUGGGCUGUGCAAUAACUAAAAAAAAAAACACAUGUAAAAAUGAGCUUUAAGCAGCAUAUCCAAAUAUAAUAUCUGUUAAUCGCACCAAUCAACUCCAAUUCGUUCUCACCUGUUGACUCCACAGGUUAAAUAUUAUGGUUUUGAUACAUUCGUCGAUUAACCAGGGAUUUUAUUUGGGCAAAUCACAUGCAAUAAAUUUUUGCACAGGUCUACUAAAAGUUAGCUGUGCACCCAGUAUCCCAGACCUGAAUGACUCCCCAGCACCAUGACCACUUCAGUGCACAUAAGGAGUUUAACCCCUCAGCUGCCAGAUCUGUAAUUCCAUCUCCAGCUGCAUCUCUGCAACAGCCAGAAACCUGUCACCUGGAAAAAUAUGAACCUCAGAGCCGGCAGGGAUUUAGGUAAGAGGACAAGCCAUUGGUAAAUGGUAUUCCCCAUUACCAUGCAGUCGGGAUACCCCUGGCAUUAUAAACACUAGAGUGGGCUGUACCAACUCUUUGAAUACCACUGCAAUGACAAUCAGAGUGUAAGCUCAUCUGCCACCAUCAAGGCAAACCCUUCAAGUUAGUUUCACACUAACAAUUCACCUUUCUGUAAAAUUUAUAAUAACUCUGAAGUGGAUAAUCAUAUAAAUCCCUACAAACUAAAAAACUCUAAAUGGUGUACACACAGGGUGGGAGACAUCACUGUAACAUGGCUGGAAACUGAACAAGCAUUUAAAACAUGUCACCCAUGCACCCAGACUCACAUCACUCUUGCCUGUUCUUGUGCCUGCUUUGAUAUUAUCCCUAUUUAGGGUUAAUUAUGGAGGUUUGUAAGGAAAACCCAUUUUUUUUUACAGUUUAGGGCUCGCCUAAGAGGUCUGGUUGUUACUGUGGCAUUAAUAAACUCAGAAACUAAAGGAACACUGCACGCACUUUAACAAUUUCAUCUUAUUGACGUAGUUAUACGGCCUUCUGACCUGCCUCCCCCUACUCCUCUCCCUCCAACCCCCCAAAUCCUUAUUUUCACUAAUAAAAAAAGCUUGAAAGCACACUUCAACCCCCACCUCCAAUCUGUCUGUGAAUGAGAGCCUUCCCGACUGUCAUACGUAAGCAUAACUUCACUGCCAUCUUGGUUUGCCAUAGAGAAUCAUUGCAUUCAAUGGUAGAAUCUUAGACAGACCAUGGCGAGUGUCGCGCAUGCACCUAAGGUCGCCCAAUGCUUCUCCAUGAGGAGCAUUGGAUUAGAUCUUCAGCCUGCAGGCAUGCCUCCAGAAUGACAUCACCAAGGGAGAUAAGGUGAGUAAUUUGUAUUAUUUUUAUUUGUUUAUUUUUGUUUUGUUUUGUCAUACCAGGGCGACCCUAAACUAAACCGCCACAUCAGGACGUUAGCUUUAGGAAUACAGAUAUGUAUUCUUAACGCCACAAUGUUACUUUAAUCUAUGUAAAUAUUUAAAUGUGCACAGUGCUCAGUUAUUUAUUUUUGGGAAUGGGGUGGGGUGGUACCAGCUUUAUCCUGAAAUAAUCCCAUGUAACGUUUCUAAUGGAUGACAAUAUGAAGGACUUUAGAAUGUGUGUCUUGCCUUCCUUGAUUGUAUUAGUGACUAAAUAUGCCAGGGCGUGACGUUAUCCAAUAAAAUGGCCAUCCAUACAAAAUAUUACCUUAUGGUGUAUUUAUCUUACUGAAACCUUCUAACUCCGUAUUAUCCCAUCAGGUUCCCUACAUACCGGCCGCACCUCGCCGCCGCCAGGCUGUGUUCCUGAUGAACAGCAACAGAUCGCCCGUCAGGGGUCAUACACUAGCAUUAACAGCGAAGGAGAAUUCAUUCCUGAGGUAAGAAAAACACUUUAUUUAAAUAUUUCCUUCACUAGUGCUGUAACCCUGUCUGCACCAGUGCGUAAAGGGUGAAAACAAGAUUUGCAGUGUAGUUCUGAUUUUUGGUACUAUUACAUUUUGCAGGACCAUGCUUGGUUCACUUUAAUGUAUCCUACAUUUAAUGUAUCCUAUAGUCUAUAGUCACCAAAACAACUGUAGCUGAAUGAAGCGGUUUUUGUGUAUAGGUAAUGCCCCUGCAGUCUCACUGCUCAAUUCUCUGCAAUUUAGUAGUUAAAUCAUUUUGUUUAUGCAGCUCUAGUCACACCUACCUGCAUGUGACUUGCACAGUCUUCCUAAACACUUCCUGUAAAGAGUCAUCUAAUGUUUACACCAGGGUAGGUGUGGUUAGGACUCUAUAAACAGAAACAAAGGGAUUUAACUCUUAAAUGGCAGAGAAUUGAGCAGUGAAACUUCUGUAGAAUAAUCAAUACACAAAAAUGGCUUCAUUGAGCUAGAGUUGUUUUGGUGACUAAAGUGUCCCUUUAAUGAGAUCAUAUGGCCAAAAAUAUAACCAAAACCUUUAAUUUAAAUAAUCUGUAUUCACUGGUGACUUAGGUGAUAAAUAAGGAAAAAGUAAUGGCCACUUUUGUAUUAAGUUUAUUCUGACCUAGGGAACUACAUGGCUGACGUGGGUAAACUGUGAGCAUCCUAAAUUCUAUUUUCUCCCCAUCGCAGGUUCUUGAUUCCUUCAUUAGCCCGAGCGGCUCACUGUCCAGCAGCUGCCAAUCACUGGAACAAUCCUUGGACAGGUAUGAAGCUAACGUUACGCAUACAAUAUGGUGGGUUUAAGUUCUCUCUUACAAAAUCCACAAUCCUAUUUAAAGGGACACUCCAGGCACCCAGACCACUUCUGCCCAUUGGAGUGGUGUUUAAUAAUAAUAAUAAAUAAUAAUUACAUUGCAGGGUUAACUCCUCCUCUAGUGGUUGUCUAGCGUCGCUCAAUUCCCCAUAGUAAAGCACUGAAAGCAUUUGACAUAUGAUUCCUGCGAUACAAGUAAGGUAAAUGUGAAAUUCCAUAUUCCAGGUUCUCAAAAGGCUAAAAUACAUGGAAAGUAUAUAAGUUUUUAUCCUUUCCUUUUUAUUAUAUUGAUGGCUGACACUUUCAUUAUCUAUAUUGUAAGAUGUGCAGCACUGCCCAAACCCUUAAUGGGUGUAAAACUAUUGAGAUUAACUUUUAUUGUUAUUUAUAAAGCGCCAACAAAUUCCAUAGCUCUGUACAAUGGGUGGACUAAAAGAUGCGUAAUUGUAACCAGACAAAUGGACGCACAGGAACAGAGGGGGAGGGCCCUGCUCAGUGAGCUUACAUGCUAGAGGGAGUGGAUUAUAGGGACACAAAAGGUACGGCUAGGCACAGAUGUGGUAUAAUACUGUUUGGCUAAUUUCUUACGGCUUAGGAUGAUAGCACUAACUAAUAAAAUUGAUUUAGUAAACAGGAUAUACUUGGUUCCUGAUUGCAUUCCUCGCUAUCAUUCUUCAUGAUAUCAUCAGUUUGGUUUGAAGAAUACCGUGAUAAAGCGUUGGUUUGUCUGCAUCUAAUGUAAUGAUCUCAGCUCUGGGUACCAAGAGAAACUUUGGUUUUUAUUUGGGUGUCACCAACGUAAACAUUCCACGGAUAAGGGAGCAGCCACUAGUUGCUCUCACAGAAAAUCCCAAAAGGCAGAAACCAGGAUAUGCAAAUAUAAAGGAGAAGGAUCUCACAGGAAGGGACAGAGGAAUACUCGCAAGGGUUACAGCAGGAUCUGAGCUCUGCGUUUUACUAACUGAGAUAAAAGUUUGCUGCACUAUGGAUUGACCUAAUCCCAUACAAGUCAGCAAAUUCACUGCAGCUGAACUCGCUUCCAGUCUGACGUCAAUGGGGAGUUGGCUCUGAAAAUUAACUCUUGCUGACCGAUAUUGAGUUAAUUAUUUUCAGGUGCACAGUGGUCUGUGCUAAUGUUAGAGGAUUUAUAGUGACACUCAGCAACCUCAGGUGCUCCUGGUAGGUCUUGAUAAUCACAUGCUUUAUAGUGGCCCUUAGUGGCCAGUGACUUUAUAGUGGUACUUGCCCAUCUCGGAUACAUCGAUUGAUAACAAGAUCGCAGUCUUCUUCUAGAGAUCCUUACAGAUCUCAUUAUUUAUUAUACAGCCCUAGUUACACCUCCCUGCAUAUGACUUACCCAGCCUUCCUAAACACUUCCUGUAAAGGGAAAUCUAAUGUUUCUACUUCCUUUAUUGUACAUUCUAUUUAAUUUAGAUUUUCUUAUCUCCUGCUAUGUUAAUAGCUUGCUAGACCCCACAGGAGCCUCCUGUAUGUGAUUAAAGUACAAUUUACAGCGAAAGUGAUAAAAAAAUUUAAAGUAAGUUAACGUCUGAUUGAAAAUUAAACAAUUUUUUUCAUGCAAGCUGUGUCAAUCACAGCCAGAGGAGGUGUGGCUAGGGCUGCGUGGACACAAAUAAAAAAAUAUUUAACUACUAAAUGGCAGAUAAUUGAGCAGUGAGACUGCAGGGGCAUGACCUGUACACCAAAACUGCUUCAAUAAGCUAAAGUUGUUUUGGUGACUAUACUGUCCCUUUAAUAAUUGUACAAAAAAAAUUAAAUAAAGGUGCAAAAGUGUGCGAAACUUUGAUAAUUCCUCCCCUGUCUCACUCCGUGGGCUUUGCUAAACGGUGCAGGAAGAGAUCACACUGAGGUUCAGUCUAUUAUUGUGUUUUUCUUACCUUGUCUGCGUGUACUGAACAUUUGGUGAACAUUUAUUUUGAGCAGCGGUAAUUCACUUGCUGGGGGAUUCCCCGAGUCUCAGAAUAUUUAUUUUCUUUUCUUGGCCUCCAGCCCAGGAUUUUCCACUCCAGUUACAAGAAGAAACGGCCCGCUGGUAGACAGCUUGGAUUGUUUAGGUAAAGAGAACAAAUGCUUUACUCCCCCCCCCCCCUUUUCCCCCUUCAUCCACUCCUGCCUUUAUACAGAAUUCCUCAUGUUUCUCAUACAUACUCUGCGUGAUAUCGCCGGAUUCCUGUUCUAAGAUAGGAGAUAAAUGGAGAUACAGAGAAGGUCAAGGAGAUCAGCAAUGGAGGAACUUGCAGAUAGAGAUAGGUUGUAUUUAGUAUAGAAUGGCCGGUUAGCCAGAGUCUGAGUGUGGCCGGUUAGCCAGAGUCUGAGUGUAGACUGUUGGCCAGAGUCUGAGUGCAGCCAGUUAGGUAGAAUCUGAGUUUAGCAGGUUAACCUGAGUCUGAGUGCGGCUGUUAGCCAGAGUUUGAAUGCGGCGGUUAGCCAGAGUCUGAGUGUAGCCUGUUGGCAGGAGUCUGAGUGUAGCCUGUUGGCAGGAGUCUGAGUGCGUCCAGUUAGGUAGAAUCUGAGUGCGUCCAGUUAGGUAGAAUCUGAGUGCGUCCAGUUAGGUAGAAUCUGAGUGCGGCCAGUUAGGUAGAAUCUGAGUGCGGCCAGUUAACCCGAGUCUGAGUGCGGCCAGCUAACCCGAGUCCGAGUGCGGCCAGCUAACCCGAGUCUGAGUGCGGCUGUUAGCAAGAGGUUGAGUGCGGCUGUUAGCAAGAGGUUGAGUGCGGCUGUUAGCAAGAGGUUGAGUGCGGCUGUUAGGCAGAGUCUGAGUGUGCCUGUUAGCCAGAGGUUGAGUGCGGCUGUUAGCCAGAGGUUGAGUGGGGUGGUUAGUCAAAGUCUGAGUGUAGCCUGUUUGCCAGAGUCUGAGCGCGGCCAGUUAGCCAGAGUCUGAGUGCGGCCAGUUAGGUAGAAUUUGAAUGCGGCCAGUUAGGUAGAAUUUGAAUGCGGCCAGUUAGGUAGAAUUUGAAUGCGGCCAGUUAGCCAGAGUCUGAGUGCCCAGGUUAAUCUGAGUCUGAGUGCGGCAGAUUGACCUGAGUCUUAGUGCGGCUGUUAGCCAGAGUCUGGCUGUAGCUGGUUGAGAGAAUUUACGUGUGGCAAACUGGCAGCAAUGUGAAUAUAACAGGCUGGUGGGUAUCUGAGUUGCAGGGUGGCUGGAAUGUGAGUGACUGGGAUGUGCGUGGCUGGAAUGUGAGUGGCUCGGAUGUGCGGAUGUGCGUGGCUGGAAUGUGAGUGGCUGGGAUGUGCGUGUACUCUAUCUUUAUGGACUGAGAUGGUAAACUUGGUACUGUCUCUGUGUGCGGCAAGCUGAAGCAUGUUUAAGUGUGGCUGGUUGUAAGGGCUGUGAGAAUGGCUGUCUGGCGUGUGUCAGAUUGCGGAAUAAGAUAAGAUGUUAACGUGUGUCAGGGAUCUUCGUGUGGCAAACUAAGAGGAUACUGAAAGUGGCCGGCUGGUGGAAAUGAAAAUGUAGCUAGAUGGCCAACAUUUGUAAGUGACAGCUGAUAGGGAUUAAUUUAAGCUUAUUUUGUUUUAUUAUCCUUUACAACAGCGAGUUCUUGGUGGGGGGGGAGUUUGAGUUAUUAACGCUGGAUUGUAAUGGGCAUCAGACUCCGAGUACUCUCCAUAUACAGACUCACAGAGGUCUCUAUACAGUCUGGCUUUCUGUGCCAUAGCUAUAAGGGGGGAAAUCCUACUCCCAUACUGUGUUUUCAUGUAGACUGGUGGUAUAACACUUCAUUCUUCCGAUAGAAAACUGUGCAAAAUUACAUAAAUCAACAACUCCUUUCUCCCUUCUUUGCUAGAUUUUGAAAUUCCAAUGUACGAGAGGUUUGGAAAAGGCGGCACUUUCCCCCGGCAGUUUCAUUUCUCCCAGAGUCGAAAAGACUACAGUGAUGGUGAGAAUGUAUAAACAAGACUUUAUGUGUGAAAUAGAAAUGGUUGUUUUACUCCAUUUAAAGCAUGCAUUAAAUGUUCUCACAGUAACAGAGCAAAUAUGGUUAGUUGGCGUGGAUCACAUUAUCUAAUAGACGUGUGCAUUCAAUUUUGGAAAAAUUCCACUUUCCAUUAAUUUCGUCAGAAAAUGAUUUGCUGUUACUAAAUUAACGAAUGACCUAAUCGAAAAGCGAACUAAUUUUUGGUAGCCAUUCCGUUAUUUGUUAACCUCUUCUGGGUGCAUAAAUAAGUAAAAUAUAUACAUAAAGUGAAUCUAAGAGUCUCUAUGGCUUUUCCUGCUUCACUCCCUGCACUGAAACAGGAAAAACCAUAGAGACUAACUGUCCAUUCUCAAACACUAUCCAUUCCAAGGUGUAUGUAUAUGGCUGAAGGAUCCUGUCAUUUCCUUUUUCUUUUUUUUUCACUGUGCAAUACAAUUUUAUUUGCAAGAAGGCUUUUACAAUUUUUUUAUUUGUAUUUUUGCAGUGGAAGGAUCCUGUCAUAGACUAAAGGCAGGGAGGUUUUUCUUUCUUUUUUUUUCUUUUUUUUUUUUCUUUUCUUUUUUUUUUACAUAUACAUCAUUUUUUAAAAUCUAUUUCUUUUCAAAAUUUGAUGAAAGGAUUAUAUAAAAAAUUGUUUUCAAGUGGCAGUUGUCCUUUAAGGCUCUGCCUACAUCCUACAGAAGCAAUGUGAUAUGUUCCUUGGAGAAAGUGAGAUUGGUGAGAUAGAUGUUAAUAUUUAAAACCUAGGAUUUCUUACAUUUUACGUAUUAAAGCAUUCACUAUUAGGAAAUAAAAUUUAAUUUUAAAUUAUUGCACAAAACGUAUCAGUGAAAGUUAAAGGGUCACUAUAGGGUCAGGAACACAGACAUGUAUUCCUGACCCAUAGUGUUAAAACUACCAUCUAGCCCCCUGGAGCCCCUCAUGCCUCCAUAAAUAUGUAUUCAAGCCAAAAGCUGUAGAUCUGCAUGCUGUUAGACUCAGAAAAACAAGCAGUCUGCUGACAUCAUCAGAAGUGGUAGCCUGAUCCAAUCACAGUGCUUCCCUAUAGGAUUGGCUGAGACUGACAAGGAUGCAGAUCAGGGGAAGAGCCAGCAUGAUUCAAACACAGCCCUGGCCAAUCAGCAUCUCCUCAUAGAGUUGAAUUUAAUCAAUGAAUCUCUAUGAGGAAAGUUCAGUGUCUGCAUGCAGAGGGAGGAGAUACUGAAUGUUUGGAUGCAAUUUAGGCAGCCAUGACCCAGGAAGGAUCUCUAACAGCUAUCUGAGGAGUGGCCAGUGAAGUUAUCCCUAGGCUUAAAGGACCACUCUAGGCACCCAGUCCACUUCAGCUUAAUGAAGUGGUCUGGGUGCCUGGUCCAGCUAGGGUUAACCCAUUUUUUUUAUAAACAUAGCAGUUUCAGAGAAACUGCUAUGUUUAUUAAUGGGUUAAUCCAGCCUCUAAAGCCUCUAGUGGCUGUCUCAUUGACAGCCGCUAGAGGCGUUUGCGUGCUUCUCACUGUGAAAAUCACAGUGAAAAGACGCAUUAUGAAUGCUUUCCUAUGAGACUGGCUGAAUGCGCGCGCAGCUCCUGCCGCGCAUGCCCAUUCAGCCGAAGAGGAGGAGAGGAGGAGGAGAGCUUCCCGCCCGGCGCUGGAGAAAGGUGAGUGUUUAACCCCCUCCUCUCCCCAGAGCCCGGCGGGAGGGAGACCCUGAGGGUGGGGACACCCUCAGGGCACUAUAGUGCCAGGAAAACGAGUAUGUUUUCCUGGCACUAUAGUGGUCCUUUAAUGUAAACACUGCAUUUUCUCUGGAAAGACAAUGUUUACAGCAAAAAGCCUGAAAGUAAUGAUUAUACUCACCAGAACAAAUUCAAUAAGCUCUAGUUGUUCUGGUGACUAUAGUGUCCCUUUAACACUAACUAUCCCAGCAAAUUUUGCAGGAAAAUAAGAUGUGAAUGUUGUAGUCACUGCCGAUCUUUCCUGCCCACAUUUUCACAGAUAAAAAAGUCAAUAAAAUUAUCUUGAUGGUGGCAGAAGGAUCGGGAGCAAAAGUGUAUAUAUAUAUUUUAAAUCUUCUUUAAAAUUAUUUGACAAGAGGAGGAAUUGCAUCUUAAUAUUCCAUCCACCAUAACCACUCCUGGAAAAUAUAUCCGUUAUGGGGACUCAGGCUGCACUAUUGAUUCUGUGAUAAUCUGGAAUUUUCAACCCAACAAAUUUUCCUUUAUUCCAGGAAUGUUACAUAUUAAUUAUUUUGUUGUUUCUUUGAUUUGUGAAGGUCGGCGCACAUUCCCUCGGACUUAUGUCCCUCCGGAGAACCUCUUUCAGUUGAGUCCUAGCAAUAGAACAAGAAGUGUUAAAGGCGAGGGCAAAUGGGGCCUGAGCCCAGAACAAGGAUCAGACCACUGCACCACAUGUAAGUCUAUUGUGACCACAGUCAUUUUGUUAAUUUCUAUUUUAAUACUCCCUUCUAAAAUUCCUAUUUUAUCUACAUUCUCUCAUUUCCAUUUUAUAUUCCUCUUCCUUUUCCUCAUUUCACGUACCUCCAAAUUGUAUUUUUGUAUUCUUUCCUCAAAUUCGUUUUCAUGUACUUCCUGACUCAUUAUUAUAUGACCCUACUCAUUUGAUAUAUCAAAAUCCACUCCAUUUACCAAAAUCCAACCCCCCCUAUUGCAUAACUCUCCACCCAUUUUUUAUUCCAUAUUCGGUUUCACCCAGCCAUCCCCAUUUCUAAACACCAUUUUGUGUGUUCAUCAUUCGCCCACAUUUCUUCUUCUUUGUCUGGUUGGAAGAGUGGUAAUGUUACUGCUUUACCACCAGGAAACCCAGAUUAAAUCCCGGUCAGACCACCUAACAAAUAAGUGUCCUUUGGCAAUACACCUAACAAUAUAUAUCCACCUACCUCUAAUCCUCAUAGAUUGUAAGCUUGUUUGAUCAGGGUCAUCUUCACCUCUCAAAUAUCCCCUUUCAGUAAAGGUAAAGUGUUGUAGGAUAUGUUGGCCCUUUUUGGCAGAUGUUGUAUUUUUUUAUACAACUUCCCUGUUUCCAGCAUAUUUGAUUCUUACUCAGUUUGCAUUGUGCAAGAAUAGUAUAGGACCAGAAUUACAGCCAAAUCGACUAGCGCAUGCUCUGCUCAGUUUAAUGUGUGUAAGAAAGUGACUUGAGAUCUUAUGCAAACAUUUCUUAUAGCCUCUCAGGCUCCUGAGAACUGGAGAUUGGGUAAGCUUCUUGGGCGAGGAGCGUUCGGUGAAGUCUAUCUAUGUUACGAUGUGGAUAGAGGCAGAGAGCUGGCAGUAAAGCAGGUGCCGUUUGACCCCGACAGUCAAGAAACAAGCAAAGUAAGUAAGAGCUGGUUACUAUAACAAGACUCGCAUACAAAGAUGACAUGGCGAUACUUUCCGAGCAAUUACAUUUCAUCUGCACAUUGUUUAAGCCAGAACCCACUUGUGUUUUUAACGUAUUACUUGCUGAAGCAUUCUUUUUACUGAACUUAUUUAAUUACAGGUAUUAGAAUAAUUUACUGAUUCCCUUUUUUGAUUGCAGGAGGUGAACGCUUUAGAAUGUGAGAUUCAGCUACUGAAGCUCCAUCGGCAUGAGCGGAUAGUUCAGUACUAUGGUUGCUUGCGGGAUCCGGCAGAGAGGAAGCUCUCCAUAUUUGUGGAGUAUAUGCCAGGGGUGAGUAAUUCCCAAACCUACUCGUUCGGAUACCCAAUCCUUCUCAUUGUGAUCUUUCAGACUAUGUAUUCUGAGCACCUUUUUUUCGCAUUAUGAUCUCUUAUUCUUUGAUCCGUGUCCUACUCAUUUUGAUCUCUAGUUGUUAUUCUGACACCCUGUCCUAUUCAUGUUGAUCUGCCAUACUACUCAUUAUGUUCUCCCAUCUUAUUCAUUUUGACCCCAUCCUACUCCUUGUCAUCUCCUAUUCCAUUAAUUCUUAUCUCCCAUCCUACCCAUUUUGAUCUUCUGUCCUACUCAUGGUGAUCUCCUGUCCUACUCAUGGUGAUCUCCUGUCCUACUCAUCGUGGUCUCCUGUCCUACUCAUCGUGGUCUCCUGUCCUACUCAUCGUGGUCUCCUUUCCUACUCAUCAUUGUCUCCUUUCCUACUCAUUGUGGUCUCCUGCCCUACUCAUCAUGGUCUCCUGCCCUACUCAUCGUGGUCUCCUGCCCUACUCAUCGUGGUCUCCUGCCCUACUCAUCGUGGUCUCCUGUCCUACUCGUUGUGAUCUCCUGUCCUACUGAUCGUGAUAUCCUGUCCUGCUCAGCGUGAUAUCCUGUCCUACUCGUUGUGAUCUUCUGCCCUACUCUUGGUGAUCUCCUGUCCUAAUCGUGAUCUCCUGUCCUAAUCGUGAUCUCCUGUCCUACUGAUCAUGAUAUCCUGUCCUGCUCAUCGUGAUAUCCUGUCCUACUCAUUGUGAUCUCCUGUCCUACUCAUUGUGAUCUCCUGUCCUACUCAUUGUGAUCUCCUGCCCUACUCAUUGUGUUCUCCUAUCCUACUAUUGUGUUCUCCUGUCCUACUCAUCGUGAUCUUCUGUCCUACCCAUCGUGAUCUUCUGUCCUACUCAUCGUGAUCUUCUGUCCUACUCAUCGUGAUCUUCUGUCCUACUCAUCGUGGUCUCCUGUCCUACUCAUCAUGGUCUCCUGUCCUACUCAUUGUGGUCUCCUGUCCUACUCAUCGUGGCCUCCUGUCCUAUUAAUCGUGAUUUCCUGUCCUACUCAUUGUGAUCUCCUGUCAUACUCAUUGUGAUCUCCUGUCCUACUCAUUGUGAUCUCCCGUCUUUAUUCAUUCUAAUCUCCAAUUCUGCCUAUUCUGAUCUCUCAUCCUACUUAUUCUGAUAUUGUUUCCUAUUCAUUCAUACGCCUGUCUUAUGCAUUGUGAUCUCCUCUCCUACUCAUUGUAAUCUCCUGUCCUACUCAUUAUCUUCUAUUCAUUCUGAUCUCUCAUCCUACUGAUUCUGAUAUCCUGUCCCACUCAUUCUUAUCUCCUGUCCCACUUAUUCUGAUCUCCUGUCCUAUUCAUUGUGAUCUCCUGUCCCACUCAUUCUAAACUCCUUUCCCACUCAUUCUAAACUCCUGUCCUACUCAUUGUGAUCUCCUGUCUAUUCAUUCUGAUCGCCUGUCCUAUUCAUUCAGAUUUCUUAUCUUACUCAUGCUUUCCCUCUAUGCUAUUCAUGCUGCCCCCCAACCCCCAUUCUAAUUAUUUUGACCGGCAGCCUAUUCAUUCGAUACUCAAUCCUAUUCAAUAUGACCUUUAUCCUAUUCAUACUGACCUCCAUCCAAUUUAUUAUUACCCCUUAGUUUUAUUCAUUCCUACGCCCCUCCUACGCAUUCUGAUCUGUAAUAUACUUUAUUGUAGGGUUCUAUUAAGGACCAGUUGAAAGCAUAUGGUGCCCUAACAGAAAAUGUUACCCGAAGGUAUACCAGACAGAUUCUACAAGGAGUGUCCUACUUGCACGUUAACAUGAUUGUACAUCGAGACAUCAAAGGUGAGUGCUUUUUCUAUGAUACCGCAAUCGUAUUCACAUACACAGCAUUUCAGACGAAAAUGUAGAGAGAACCUUAAUACUUGAUCUGUUUUCCAGCAUAUUGGUUUGAGAACCAGCUCUUAUUAUUAUACCGUGAUGUUUUGAUAAAGAUACUCAUUGAUCAUUCUUGGUACCAGCUCUGAUCGCAUUAAACUGAUUGAUUCCCACCUUAACAGAAAUAAUAAAAGAAAUAAGCAGAGUGUCAGACUAACCUUGCUCUAAUUAAGAAACAUUAGUUAAACAUUUUUUGCUGAAAAUCCCUUGGUUAACUUUCUCUUCAAUAAAUGGCUCUAAUGACUCCUCUCUGCAACUGUCAUUAGUGUAAUACUAUACUUACCUUUUUGUGUCACUAUACCCCACUCCCUCUAACAUGUAAACUCACUGAGCAGGCCCUCAAUCCCUCUGUUACUGUGUCACUAUACCCCACUCCCUCUAACAUGUAAACUCACUGAGCAGGGCCCCCAAUCCCUCUGUUACUGUGUCACUAUACCCCACUCCCUCUAACAUGUAAACUCACUGAGCAGGGGCCUCAAUCCCUCUGUUACUGUGUCACUAUACCCCACUCCCUCUAACAUGUAAACUCACUGAGCAGGCCCUCAAUCCCUCUGUUACUGUGUCACUAUACCCCACUCCCUCUAACAUGUAAACUCACUGAGCAGACCCCCAAUCCCUCUGUUACUGUGUCACUAUACCCCACUCCCUCUAACAUGCAAACUCACUGAGCAGGGCCCUCAAUCCCUCUGUUACUGUGUCACUAUACCCCACUCCCUCUAACAUGUAAACUCACCGAGCAGGGCCUCAAUCCCUCUGUGACUGUGUCACUAUACCCCACUCCCUCUAACAUGUAAACUCACUGAGCAGGCCCUCAAUCCCUCUGUUACUGUGUCACUAUACCCCACUCCCUCUAACAUGUAAACUCACUGAGCAGGGCCUCAAUCCCUCUGUUACUGUGUCACUAUACCUCACUCCCUCUAACAUGUAAACUCACUGAGCAGGGCCUCAAUCCCUCUGUUACUGUGUCACUAUACCCCACUCCCUCUAACAUGUAAACUCACUGAGCAGGGCCCUCAAUCCCUCUGUUACUGUGUCACUAUACCCCACUCCCUCUAACAUGUAAACUCACUGAGCAGGCCCUCAAUCCCUCUGUUACUGUGUCACUAUACCCCACUCCCUCUAACAUGUAAACUCACUGAGCAGGGCCCUCAAUCCCUCUGUUACUGUGUCAGUAUACCCCACUCCCUCUAGCAUGUAAGCUCACUGAGCAGGGCCCUCAAUCCCUCUGUUACUGUGUCACUAUACCCCACUCCCUCUAACAUGUAAGCUCACUGAGCAGGGCCCUCAAUCCCUCUGUUCCUGUGUGUCCAACUUGUCUGGUUACAAAUACGUGUCUGUUAGUCCACCCAUUGUACAGCGCUACGGAAUUUGUUGGUGCUAUAUAAAUAAUAACAUAAUAAUAAUAAUGAAGUGGUGUCCUGCUAUAUGCUAAAUAGGAUUAAAGUAAUGCAGUAAGGGGCACAUGAAUAUCAGGUUAAAUAGAUUCUGCCAGACUGCUGUUUUUUUUAUAAUGCAGUGUUAAAAUGUACAUUAUAUACAACAAAAUGUGUGCACAAUAUGGAGGUAAGUAAAUGUUACAGCUAUAAAACACCUAUAGAGUGGUAUCCCCUACACCACUUAAAAACACAUAGUAUACAUACAUAAAAAGGUGGAGCUUUAAAAUACAGCGGAUGUUCUGCAAAAUAAAAUCGGUACAGAAAAUAGUGCAAUAUGUCUUUAAAACACUAUAUUACAAGGCGUAAAGAAAUGGUUAAACUCACAAGCCUGGAGUCAUACCCUCAUAUGACUCAAGUGGUAUAAUCCUCUGGACCAUUUGGGGGUUGUCCAGACCCUUCUUUCCCAGCGUACUUUGCGGUUUUUCUUAUAUCCCUCAACUGGCUCCCAGCUAUAGAAAAUGCCAGGUGUCAAAGGAUCCUUUAAAAGUAGUUUUAUUUCUCCAAAGAUAAAAACAAGAUUUAAAAAUCAAUAUGCUGAUGCCAGAUUUUUUUGGGAUAGACUAAAUAGUCCAAAAUAGUAGUUCAAAGAUCAAAACGCAUUUCGCCUUGAUAAAGGCUUCCUCAGUUUGCUGUUGUGUGUCCCAUCUGUUGCUGUUUUUAAAUAGCCCGCUUGCCGGUUUCGCUCGUUCUAUCCGUCACUUCCGGGUUGCGUCCUGUUGGAACGCAACGUGCGUUCCAGCGCUCAUCUUCCACGUUUGUCUUCCGUGUGUGUUAAUUUGAAUAGGCAUAUCAUCAAACUUUAUUGCUACAUGGCAAAUCGGUUGUAUACAAUGUAUCUCCGUGUUAAGGGAGAGUUUAUAUGAACAAUAUUCUUCACUAAAGAACAUUCCUUCAGGGUUUUUUUGGUGUGUAGUUCUAAAAUGGUUGGAGACACUAUGUGACUCCACACCAUUUUUUUUUUUGAAAUUUGUAUUUUAUUGGUUUUCACAUAAAAAAAAACGAGGGGUGGGUGGGGUUGGGUACAGAAAAAGAGAAGGGAGGUGGGAAAAAGGGGGGGGUACAGUCACUUUACAUCGAAUCCUAUGUCGGUUAGGAAUAUAUAAAAAUUGACAAUUGACAAUUGACAGUUGACAUUUGCAGGCCUUUGAGGCGGCUCAACAGCGCACAGUAAUCGGUUGAUCUCUUUAUGCAUCACAGUACAAAUGAUCCGACUAUCUAGGCUUACUACCCAUUCCUAGGUCCCAGUCUGCUGUAUACUACUCUCAGACGUAAUAGUGUUCCCCACAUUCUUGAGGCGAUUGCCACCCCCAGUCUACCUGCGUUUAGCUUUUGUGGUUAGUUGAGUUGUUAUUUUAAGUUGUGAUUGGUGGGUACGUGUUGUGCGUUAGCGUUUCUCCAAGCUCGCCACUGUUCCCAUGUGCUACCACUACAUUUGGUGCUAUUCUGCGCUUUGGAAAAGCUUGUUUCGUAAAUAGCUUGCUUGUCUAUGUCUUGGAUGAGGGCAGGAAUGCUAGGGGUGUCUGUUGUUUUCCAGUGUCGUGCGAUCAGUUUUUGUGCGGUUAGCAGGACGUGGUACAUUAAUUUUCUCGCUUGUGUGGGUGUUUCUCUGGGUAUAUCUAACAGUAAAAAGGUCUUAGGGUCAAAGGGUAGGUGGAUGGUGGUAUUAUCUGCAAUGAUUUUUCCUGUGUCUUCCCAAUACCUGAUUAGGCGUGGACAUUUCCACCAAAUGUGGAGGACCGAGCCUUUCUCUUGUUUGCAUCUCCAACACGUCGGAGACGCAGUGGGAUACAGUUUGUGUAUACGUAGCGGCACCAUAUACCACCGAUAUAUUGUUUUCUGGUGUUGUUCUAUAAGGGGAGCAGAUUUGAUCAAUUUUCUAGUGGAAGAUGUGAUAGAAGACCACUGUUUCUCAGUGAUGGGAGUUUGGAGGUCCAUUUCCCAUUGGUGUGCUGGAGUGGAGUCAGAAAGGGAUUGGUAUGGCAGAAUAAGUCUGUAGCAGCCAGAUAAGGGUUUGAAGGUCUGGGGUAGUUUGCCUGUGAUGCCUGUUUGUUCCCAGGUCGAUAGCGCACUGGCAAUUGUAGUCUCAUUUCUACUAUCUUUAUUACGUGUAUGUAGAAAGGAUUUAAAGGACCACUAUAGUGCCAGGAAAACAUACUCGUUUUCCUGGCACUAUAGUGCCCUGAGGGUGCCCCCACCCUCAGGGUCCCCCUCCCGCCCGGCUCUGGAAGGGGGAAAGGGGUAAAAACUUACCUUUUUCCAGCGCUGGGCGGGGAGCUCUCCUCCUCCUCUCCACCUCCGUUACGCCCAGCCGGCUGAAUGCGCACGCGCGGCAAGAGCUGCGCGCGCAUUCAGCCGGUCUCAUAGGAAAGCAUUUACAAUGCUUUCCUAUGAACGCUGGCGUGCUCUCACUGUGAUUUUCACAGUGAGAAGCACGCAAGCGCCUCUAGUAGCUGUCAAUGAGACAGCCACUAGAGGAUUAGGGGGAAGGCUUAACCCAUUCAUAAUUAUAGCAGUUUCUCUGAAACUGCUAUAAUUAUGAAAAAAUGGGUUAACCCUAGAAGGACCUGGCACCCAGACCACUUCAUUAAGCUGAAGUGGUCUGGGUGCCUAGAGUGGUCCUUUAAGUUGGAUGUAUGAAUAGCUUGAUGUGUGUGGCAUUUUAAAGAUCGUGUUAAGACGGUCAAAACCCAUCAGCUUGCCUGAUUCAAAGACCUGAGCUAGGUGUGAGAUUCCCUUGUCCUUCCACGGCAUUGCGUGAAAUGUUGGGAUGCAGUAUGUUAUGGCUUCUAUGGGAGUUGCCAUGGAGAGGGGGUUGGCUGUCUCAAACUUCCUCCUAUGCGUGUCCCAAAUCUGUAACGCUAGUUGUACUUGUAAUGGUAGUAACGGUGUAGUUGGUCUGUUUGAUUUGUGCAGCCAUGUCAGGAUGUGGAUUGCAAAGGGCUUAACAGCUAGGUUCUCUAGGUGUACCCAUUGUGGUUGGUUGUUCCUCACCAAAUGUGUUAAUAGAGGGGUUAAGGCUGCCGCCUGAUAGUAGGCUUUUACAUUUGGAAACGCCAUGCCCCCGUGUUUCACUGGUGUCCACACCAUUUUUUAUGUGUUCUGCCACCCUAGUGUUGAGGUUUCGAAUUGUGCGACCUACAUAUAAGAGGUUGCACGGGCAUUUUAGAACAUAGAUUACUCCUUUAGAGUAGCAAGUUAAAUGAUCUUUUAUUAAGAACUUUUGACUUAUGAAGGGUUCUAGAUCUGUUAUAUGUCUUUUUUUUACUCUUGGUGUUUUUGCAUGCUAAGCAUUGCCCACAUCCGUAAAAGCCUUUGUUCAUUGUGAAGAAAUUUUUCUUCAAUGUUAUUUCUUUAUUGCCACUGUGUACUAGGGUAUUUCUCAAGUUUUUAGCUCCCCUAAAAAUUAUUUUAGGUUUUUCUGGCAGGAUAUUUUUAAGAACCGGAUCAUCUCGUAAAAUGUGCCAGUAUUUAUUCAUAAUUUUAUUAAUUUUUCUGUUGUUACCAUUAUAUCUGGGAUAGAUUCCAUCUCUGCCAAAGUUUUGGAAUACCUGGAUCAUCUACUGCAGCCUUUAGUCAUACAGAAUCCUGCUUAUCUGAAAGACACCAUCCAUAUCUUACAAAUUUUAGAGGAGACACCUUGGAAUGAUGGUAAUUUUUUAGUCACAUGCAAUGUGACUUCGCUCUACAGCAUAAUACCUCAUGAAAAAGUACUGGAAGCAGUGCAAUAUUUUUUGAAGAAAUACAAUUUUAAAGAAGAACAAGUUUUAUUCAUUUUAGAAGGCAUACGCUUAAUUUUAACCAACAACUUUUUCUGGUUUAAUGAGGUCUUUUAUUUACAAGUUAGGGGGAUGGCGAUGGGCACCAAGUUCGCCCCUAGCUAUGCCAAUUUGUUCAUGGCAUAUUGGGAGGAACAAUUCAUAUAUCAAGGUCACCCAUGGGGGGCGAGCUUGAUGAACUAUUGCUGUUAUAUAGACGAUAUAUUUUUUUAUCUGGACAGGAACCGAUAUGGAUCUUAAUACUUUUAUUACAUACUUAAAUGCUAAUGAGUGGAACAUUGUUUUAACCGCACAGAUCAGUACGCAGCACAUUAUUUUUUUAGAUUUAGAUAUUCACAUAACGGGUACAAAGAUCACGACUAGAAACCAUUUUAAGGAAAUUGAUGCCAAUGGUUACAUCAGGAAAGAAAGCUGCCAUCACACUCCCUGGUUAACAAACGCACCCAGGGGACAGUUUUUAAGAAUUAGAAGGAAUUGUUCAAACGACCAAGAUUAUCUGAGACAAGCAAAUAGGAUUAAAACCCAAUUCCUACAGAAAGGCUACGAAGAAUCCUCACUACAAGCAGCUUUGGAUAAGGUUUUACAAAUACCGAGAAAAGACCUGUUGGUAUCCAAAAAUAAAAAGAAAGACCUUAAAAGGAGUAACAAUAAUAUCCCAUUUAUAUGUAAUUAUAAUGGUAACAACAGAAAAAUUCAUAAAAUUAUGAAUAAAUACUGGCACAUUUUACAAGAUGAUCCGGUUCUUAAAAAUAUCCUGCCAGAAAAACCUAAAAUAAUUUUUAGGGGAGCUAAAAAUUUGAGAAAUACCCUAGUACACAGUAGCAAUAAAGAAAUAACAUUGAAGAAAAAUUUCUUCACAAUGAACAAAGGCUUUUACGGAUGUGGGCAAUGCUUAACAUGCAAAAACACCAAGAGUAAAAAAAGACAUAUAACAGAUCGAGAACCCUUCAUAAAUCAAAAGUUCUUAAUAAAAGAUAAUUUAACUUGCUACUCUAAAGGAGUAAUCUAUGUUCUAAAAUGCCCGUGCAACCUCUUAUAUGUAGGUUGCACAAUUCGAAACCUCAACACUGGUGUGGAGUCACAUAGUGUCUCCAACCAUUUUAGAACUACACACCAAAAAAAACCCUGAAGGAAUGUUCUUUAGUGCUAUAAAACUCGUAAAAAAAGAUUGGAGAGGAGGAGACUACAUUAAAAAAAUAGGAAAUGAGACUCAUUUUUAAUUUCAAUAACAUGACACCAUACGGGUUAAAUAAUGAUUUUGAACUGUGUAAUUUUAUGAACUAACAUAGUUUUUUAAGGUUAAAAUCUGGGUCAUUUUAUAUUGCAUUAAGUGACUGGUAUUUCAUUAUGUGGUUCCAUUUUUAUUCUCUGUCUCUAUUUUAUAUAUUUUGCAUCUAUACCAUCUAGAAAAGGGACUUUUAGAAAUGGUAUAUAUACCCUUUAAAUAUUUUGAGUCCUUCCAUAUAGGUGUCAUAUUACUAUCUGAAUAUAUACUCAAAGAAAUCCACUUCUUAGGAAAUAAAUGCACAUCUUUUUUAUCUGGAUGUCAGAAUACUGCUAAUUUCCCUUGAAAGAUAAUAUACAAGGGAUUUUAUAGUGCCACAAAAGCUUACAAGCGUUAAUAUUCCCUUAAGGUGAAGAAUAUUGUUCAUAUAAACUCUCCCUUAACACAGAGAUACAUUGUAUACAACCGAUUUGCCAUGUAGCAAUAAAGUUUGAUGAUAUGCCUAUUCAAAUUAACACACACGGAAGACAAACUUGGAAGACGAGCACUGGAACGCACGUUGCGUUCCAACAGGACCCAACCCGGAAGUGACGGAUAGAACGAGCGAAACCAGCAAGUGGGCUAUUUAAAAAGCAGCAGCAACAGAUGGGACACACAACAGCAAACUGAGGAAGCCUUUUAUCAAGGCGAAACGCGUUUUGGACUUUGAACUACUAUUUUGGACUAUUUAGUCUAUCCAGAAAAAUCUGGCAUCAGCAUAUUGAUUUUUAAAUCUUGUUUUUAUCUUUGGAGAAAUAAAACUACUUUUAAAGGAUCCUUUGACACCUGGCAUUUUCUAUACCUGGGAGCCAGUUGAGGGAUAUAAGAAAAACCGCAAAGUACGCUGGGAAAGAAGGGUCUGGACAACCCCCAAAUGGUCCAGAGGAUUAUACCACUUGAGUCAUAUGAGGGUAUGACUCCAGGCUUGUGAGUUUAACCAUUUCUUUACUCCUUGUAAUAUAGUGUUUUAAAGACAUAUUGGACUAUUUUCUGUACCGAUUUUAUUUUGCAGAACAUCCGCUGUAUUUUAAAGCUCCACCUUUUUAUGUAUGUUUAAAAUGUACAUUGAUUGUCUUACAUUUUUUUAGUAGCUAAUUUCAAUUACCUACAUUAAUAAUUUUAAACAUUCUAAAAAUAAUGCUAUUUGCUCUCAUCUUAAAUGACUUUAGGCAAAUAGCAUAAUUCAUGAUUUCCAUUAAUGAAUACAAUUCUGCCCUUGUUUGCUGCAAGCUGUGCAGCUUCCAAUAGAAAAUUGAACUACAAUUCCCUUAAAUCAGUUCUUCCCAUGAGAGCUUUCAGUGAAUUCUCAGUCCAGUGGCAGCUGAAUUCAAAAGUUUUCAAAUGUUGCAAAAGUGUUUUAAUGAAUACGUAAAGCUGCAAACUAUAUUUAUAUUUUCAUUUUGUUCUACUUUGUUACUUUUUCUCAUUUUCUUGGUAGGGUUCUCUUUCCCGUUUUAAUUUAAAUAAAAGGAAUGUGUUCUGCAUAAUUUUUAAGGUCUGGAAUAAAGAAAGCGCCACUCGGCGUAGUGCACGCCAGACCGGAUGCAAUAUAAAUUAAACUACAAGAACAGAGAGAGUAGGGAAGGAGAAGAUGAUUUCACAGGAAGGCUGAGUUUGUUAGAUAAAGUCCUGGCUUGUAUGACACAGCUUAGUGGUGGCACGUUGCCUGGCCAUUUCCUGAACGUGCUAAAUGUGUACUCUGUAAAACAAUAGCCAGAGACUGAAUUAUCUGCUCUGCAGAUUGCACUACAAUUGUUUUGUCCUCUGUCUGCAGGUGCCAACAUAUUGAGAGACUCAGCUGGGAACGUAAAACUUGGUGACUUUGGGGCCAGCAAGCGAAUCCAAACCAUCUGCAUGUCUGGAACCGGCAUUAAAUCUGUGACGGGUACGCCGUACUGGAUGAGUCCGGAGGUGAUCAGUGGUGAAGGAUAUGGGAGGAAGGCAGAUGUGUGGUAAGGAUGCCAGACUAAACGAACAAGCCACCACUAGUAAUGCUCUUUCACACGGACACAUUAUUUAGCCCUCUGAUGACUGUCCUUGGCAACUCAGAUGCUUCCGAAUUUCCCAUGAGUCUCUGCCAGCUUUUUCAUUUUAAAUGUGGUUCAGUAACAUCUGGGGUGCAAAGGUUAUUCGUCUAUUGUCUAUCAAGUAAUAUGAAAAAAAAGUGUUAUUUUAAUUACAUAUAUAAUAACUAUACUAUUUUAAGUGAUUUUUAUCAGUUGUUUUAAAAUUCAUUUUUAGCCUUUCAUUUAUUCAUGCAAACAUCUAAUCCAUUUUAUUUUUCAUUAUUAUUAUUAUUAUUUUUUUUAAACCUAGGAGUGUGGCGUGCACGGUUGUCGAAAUGUUAACUGAGAAGCCACCGUGGGCGGAAUUUGAAGCCAUGGCAGCCAUCUUUAAAAUUGCCACACAGCCGACGAAACCCAAACUCCCUGACAACGUUUCAGACUUCUGUAGAGACUUCAUGAAACAAAUAUUUGUUGAGGAAAAGCGGAGACCCACGGCAGAUGAACUUUUAAAGCAUCAUUUCGUUAGCCAUAGUAUUUAAGUUUUUAUUUUCCUGUAAAAAAUAAAUAAAUGUAAAUCAUAUGAACUAUUUCAAAACCAACAGAAGAAAACACAUGCAUCGGUGCCUACCUGCUGACAAAACAAACACUUGAGGUCUGACAGUAAUAACAGUGUUCUCAAUUCCUGUUUUAAGUGAUCAUUGUGUGGGAGUCUGUUAGGGAACCACAUAUUUAAAUUUGCUAGAAGAAGGAGGUUUGGACCCCAUUAGCAGUUUUCACUUAGCGAUGCGAGAGUUGUAGUGGUUAAAGGUUACGAUAUUUUCCCCAAAGAAUAGUUGACAAAAGCACUGUGUUUUCACUGCUCGAUACAGACAGUGUUUAGCACUCCGUUUAUUCUGUCUAAUAACAUUCUACGCUGCUCGGGAUAUUCACCAAACCAGAGAGAGAUCAUUUUGGCAUCCAGAUAUCUGCGGAAGACAUUUCCAUGUAGGUGCCCAUCACUGCACAUAAACUCAGCUUUGGUGAGUUAACAACCAAAUUGCACAGUUUAGUAAAAAAAUAAAAAGUUGUGGACUUAAAAAUAUAAUAGAAAUUAGAUUUUUUCCAGCUCAAAUUUGGGGAGUUUGGGUUUCGAUAGUAAAUUCUGAUAAUCAGCUGUCCGUUUCUUUACGUAAACCUGAUUUUAAAAAAAAUACUUUGCAUGGUUUCUGGACACAUAUAGUUUAUCCAAAACAUAUUCCUAUUUUCCUUAGAAAAAUUUGUAUAUUUUUCUAUUACUUGUAAGUCCGCUGAUGUUUGAUGUUUGCGUUAAAUUAAAAAAAUGCCUGUUUUAUGACAUAGCCACUGAUGUUUCAGGACAUUCCCAGCACCAAACAACUAAGUCAGCUUUUGUUUCAGCAACAUAUCUUGGUUGCAACAGUCAGUUUUAAAGCAGGGGUAUUGCCCAAAAAUUUAAAAAAAUUUAAAUCUGUCACAAAUUACCAGGAUAUUGUCUGUUGAUUAUAAUAAGCACCUUGCAUCAAAACUUCACCAGUAUUAUGUUGGCAUUUUACCUGCAGGUAAUUGCCAUGAUCAGAGACAUAGUGGUUCAUUUAACAAAGUUUUAAGACCUCCCGCCAAGGGUCCUCUCUCCCAUGAGCCAUUUGCAGCUGUUUAAAAAAUAAAAAAUCAAGCAGAUGUUUAAUCAGAGUUUGCAUUUCACACUAAGCUAAAAAAAAAUAUACACAAUACUUAGAUUCUCACUUUCAUUCAAGGUGUUGGAGACCAAUAGUGGUAUUGUGUACUACCUGCUGGUAAUAGUUCAUUUAAAAUACACAUUUGUUAUUCUGAUAUACAGUAAGUUGUCACAAAAAGGUAACAACCUGGCUUCUUUCUGGGGGUUGCCUCUGCAUCAAUCUAGUUUCUGUCUACUUUUUGAAGACUCAUGGUUUUUGUUUUCGUAAACAAGAAAUUAUGGAGAAUGACAAAUUUUAGGUUAAAACGUCUGAAUACGAAAAAUCUGCAUUUGGAUAUCUUGGCGUACAAAUCGCAGUCCCCUUUUCAAUUCUCGGUGCGAGUGAGUAAACCCCAAUAAUUGUGGGCACAGACUGAACAAAUGAUUGUCGUUUAUUUAGCCAUAUCUUUGUACCAGCUACCUUUAUCUGUUUUACCUUAAAAAAAAGGUUUUGUAAACACACAAUGGCAAUGAAUUAUAUAUUUAUAUCUGUGUAUGUCUUUUAUAAAAAAAAAAAAAACCUAAAACCUUGUCCAAUUUUCUGUAACUUUUGAUUUUAUUUGGGAUUAUAAACCAAACAAACACCUUUCAAGAGCUCUUGUGCUGGUUAUACGGUGUUUAAUUUCCUUGUUGGGAGUGAGAUUUAAAGUAAAAUUUUAGCCUUUGGGAAUGUAAAGCAUUGAUAAUAUUAAUAUCGAGGUUUAUUUACCGAAUUAGGAAAUUUAAGGUAAAAAUAGCCAAAUUGAAAGUCAGCUAUGCUUCCAUUUAAGCUACUUUGGCCUUAAGUUUGACAUGUACUUACUUUAGUGGAUAUUCCUGUAAAAUUAGCAAUUCCGUCUCAAUUCCUGGCUCGGUGAUUGAAUCCAAUUGUCACUCAGGUGAAUACGAUGAUACAUUAGCAAAGAUGCCUUGUUACCUCACUCAGAACAAACUACCAGACUUACAACAUUUUAUUUGGGUGUAAACUGUGCGUAUUGAGGCACUGCAUACUUCCUCACUGGGGAGCUGGUGUGUAGGACUGCCACUCCCAUCAUCCUGAGCUAGUGAGCACAUACUUUGCUGUAUGAUGAUGUUGAUGUCAAACCUCUGCUUGGCUUGACCACUCCUGACAAUUAUAAUAAUAUGAAUACAAUGAAGGACAGAACCUGAGGACUUAUACACAUCUUGAUAACAUAAUGUACAGGAGCUAUAUGUAGGAAAUGAAUUAAGGAAUAUUCUAAAGGGAAUCUUCCAGGGGGUUCAAUGAACUCACAUCUGUUUUAUUGUCAAUAUGAGCGAGACCCAUUUGUUUAUUCAGUGUGUACAUGAAAUAUAUGGAAUUAACAGUGAUCCAAGAUUCAAAGUAUCCGUGGCUAAUGUGUGCUUUAGGCAUUAUGAUACAAAUGUAGGUUUAUUAGUAAAAAAAAAAGAACACAAGUCUUUUAAAAAUUUAUAUUGUAUAUUUUGUUUCUACUGAACGCGUCUUCCGACAGGAUGAGGAGAUUAAGUAAAAUCAUUUUCUAAUUACUAUUUCUAAACUAAAAGUAGAUUUUCACUAGACUGGCAAUUGUGGAGAAAUGAUGGUGGAAUUGAACAAGUUAGAUCAAAAUAGUCCAGAUGAGAAAAUAGCUGAUUUUGAAAAAUUAUUUGAUGUUUUGACUUAAAGGACCACUCUAGGCACCCAGACCACUUCAGCUUAAUGAAGUGGUCUGGGUGCCAGGUCCCUCUAGGAUUAACCCCCUUUUUUUUAUAAACAUAGCAGUUUCAGAGAAACUGCUAUGUUUAUAAAUAGGUUAAUCCAGCCUCUAAAGCCUCUAGUGGCUGUCUCAUUGACAGCCGCUAGAGGCGUUUGCGUGCUCCUCACUGUGAAAAUCACAGUGAGAAGACGCAAGUGUCCAUAGGAAAGCAUUGCAAAUGCUUUCCUAUGAGACAGGCUGAAUGCGCGCGCAGCUCUUGCCGCGCAUGCGCAUUCAGCCGAAGAGGAGGAUCAGAGAGGAGGAGGUAAAAAGGUAAGAUUUAACCCUUUCCUCGCCAUCCAGCCCGGCGGGAGUGGGACCCUGAGUAUGUUUUCCUGGCACUAUAGUGGUCCUUUAAACAUUUACAAAUUCCUUAGCAGCAACUCCACAAUUCACAGUUUAGUGAGUACAUCCCAGUCCAGGUCUAUUAUUAUUUUAGAAUUUAUAUAGCGCCAUCAAAUUCCGUAGACAAUAGGUCUAUUGAAUUUAAGCUUUUUUUUUUUUUCAGCCUGGCCAUUAUAGCCUCAGUUAUGAUUUAUUGAAUAAACUUCUUCAGUUUUCCAAUUCGUUCCGUGGUCUGAAGUCUGUACAAGGCUGAGCGAAUAGGCGGCACAAAGAAAAUAAACGCAUUAAAAGGAACUCUUUAUGCUAGAGUUCGUAGCCUACUCACGAAAUAAGACAAAUGCAAUAAAAGAAAGUGGUUUUAUUUAAAAAAAUAUAAAAAAAAACAACAACAAAAAACAUUCCUUUAAAACCGUGUUUCCCGAAAGUUAUUCACCUAGUGGUCCAGGAUUUAGGGGGUUCCCAAUUCUCUUCCACUGGUGAUAUCGAUUUAACUUUUAGUUCUGGGAUCCUCAAACCAAACUUUCUGCUCACUUUGCCUGAUGCUAAAAUGUCCAAAGUGGCUUCUCUAUCCGUGGGGGAUUUUUUACUAAACCGGCACUUGCGAAGAAUUGAUAAGAUAAUUGCUCAUUUAACGUCAAAUUACCCACAGUGGAAAUUGGAGAAUUGCUCCAAUAUGGCUAUUUUGACCGGCAAUUUGCAAUUUCGUAGUCAAGUCUCCAAAAAGCCAUGGUUUAUUAAAUCACCCCAUUUGUUUGUGAUGUGCCUUCGAUAACCUUCUCUGUAGAGAAAUUUUAAUAUAUUCCAGCUCUUUCUCAGCGUAAACUGUAGAGAAUCUGUGUGUCUUUUUUAAAUUAGUGCUCAGAAUUUAGCACACUGUGAGAAUUUACUGAUUGGCCGUGGCUGGUAUUGAAAAACUUUUUUUAGUUUCCUUCAGUAGCAACGGAUGAAAAUACAUUUUAUUGUACCUUUUAGGAAAGCAAGAGUUAUAGCAUUUGGUUAUUUUUAUUUAUGCUCAAUAAAGGUUAUCUAGCUUUUGCCAUUCUUGGUGUGACUGGCUACAUAUCCAAUAACGUUCUUCCAAUCACAUGUAGCCAACCACGUCUAGAGUUGGGAAGGCGGCUAAUUAUUGUGUUAAAUGAUUCCACGCACCAGCAGACAGGACCAAUGAUGUAUUUUCUGAGUAGUACCUGACCAAAGCGUCAAUAUUAUGUUGUAAAUCCAGGUAUGAGAUUACAAUUUCAUGCUUUUAAAGUGUCAUCUAUUUUUAUGUAUUUUUGUAUUGCAUUGUAAUCUUAAAUAUGUUUUUUUGUUUUAUAAAAUAAAUAUGUAAAUUUAAGAAUAAAUGAUUUUGCAUUAGAA